GAAGACAGUCAUGUGACCGGAAGAGAGCGUAACCAUGUUUCAUAAACACCAUCAGGGAGGAGCGCAGCUGACACCCACCGCAUCAGGCGCUUCGAUCUUCGCCGUUUUUAUACCAGUAAAAUAGAUAGUGCUGGAUCUAUUGCAUUUGAGACAGAGAUGCUGAAAACGAUAGGAAAUGCACUGUUCUCCAAAAUCCAAAACCCAAAGUUCAUACCUGGGGAAAAGCAGGGAGAGGACUAUGAGGUCCGCACUUACCCGGCUGCCAAAUGGGUCAGCACCACCACAACUGGGAUGCACUGGGACCCUGCCAUUAGCACUGGCUUCCGCAGGCUGUUCAAAUACAUCCAGGGCGCCAAUAUAAACAAGGUGGCCGUGGACAUGACGGCCCCGGUGUCCUGCCUGGUGCAUCCCGGCGCGGGCCCGGCCUGUGAGAGCUCCUUCACCGUGUCCUUCUACAUCCCAGAGGAGCUGCAGGACGCCCCCCCCGAGCCCAGCGACCAGACCGUCUUCCUGGAGAGCAGGAAGGAGUUCACGGCCUACGUCAGAACCUACGGCGGGUUCUCCAACGAGCAGGUGAAGCGGGAGAACCUGCUGAAGCUGGUGGAGAGCCUGACCAGGGACGGCGUGUCCUUCCAGGAGCAGCCCUACUACACGGCGGGCUACGACAGCCCCUUCAAACUCACCAACCGCCGCAACGAGGUGUGGAUCCUGAAGAAGGCCGAGGGCUGAGGCGGCGGGAAAAAACUACAAAGAUGGCCGACGAAAACAGGGUCCAAUGCUUUUUUUUUGUUGCUUUUUUUACAUUUACUGGAUAUUGUUAUUUUUGAUUACUUAAAUAAUUGCACUGACGUUGAUUUAUAAUGUCAGGCCACUUCAACGCUAAUUUGAUUACCUCAACAAAAGGGACGAAACGGCAAGGGUAAAUCUCAACGUGUGCAUCUGUACAGCAUUUAAAUUCAGAGAUAUUAGCCUUUGUUGUCCACCAGGUGGCGUCAUUACACAUUCUAUUUUGGAUUGCAUCGUAGAACGUCUGAUGACCUUGGAUACCUCAUAGUGGAGUGGCGGUUAUGAGGGGAAAUUUAGGUAAGGGGAGGUUGAAAUCCACGAAUAGAAACAAGGGAAGAUUAAUGGGAUUUCCUAGUAUGCACUGACUAGGCUGCACCAAAAUAUUUAAGAAAAAACACAUGAUCAAACGAGGCAAUAAGGGAAGAACUUUGAUUAUCUUUUGAACCAAAUGAAAAACUGUGAUCGCUCAAAGUUACAGGUAAUUAUUGUUGGGAAUGGACAUUUAUCUUUGGACUAUAGAUUUUUUUAGUUUAUAGCCUACAUUUAUUGUUACUUAGGUUUAGCAUUCAAGGCCAUGUUGUUUACAAUCAGCUUGCAAGCACUGCAGCCUGGAUCACAUGGUCAUGCAAUCUCUCUCCCCGGUCGUUCAGGAGAAAUAUGAAAAAACAUCUCUUGGAAGGGUUAUCUAAGAUUAUGAGACAUCUUAAAAGAAACUUAAACCCGCUCCACUUAGUGGGGUGGGCCAAAAUAGCUGCUUUCAGCUUAAACCUUAGAUAACAAAUGAGUCAUUCAACACGUACAAUUGGUGUAAUGGCGUGAUGUUGCUUAAUUCUCGAACAGGCCUACCACUUACUAUAUUUAAGUGUUUUAGGGACAUUCAUCUUUUGAAUCGCAGUGGGUACACCAAUAAGCUAUAGCUGACAAUUUACACAUUUGCCAUGCUAAACCAUACUGAAUCCUGUUAGGGUCUACUACCCUUAAACAUGCACCACUGUGCCUUUCUGAAAUGUAAUGAAAUCAUACCUGUUUUAUUUUUCUAUAAUUGAUACAUUGAUGAAUGUCAUUUAUGUGAUAUAAUCUAAGAGGGAACAGCUGCACUUAACUUAGCGCUGCCUCAUAAAGUGUGAUGAAGUGGUGGUAAUAAAUGUAACUCAUUAUGA
This is a messenger RNA of Gadus macrocephalus (Pacific cod), 1946 nucleotides long. It is a transcript of the gene hebp2, whose product is annotated as heme binding protein 2. The record is from RefSeq and is a predicted model, not a curated record. The transcript has 5 exons. Lineage: Eukaryota; Metazoa; Chordata; Actinopteri; Gadiformes; Gadidae. Gene Ontology annotation, cellular component: cytoplasm. Bases 157 to 729 code for a protein of 190 amino acids.